Paralichthys olivaceus (Japanese flounder) is the source of this 1856-nucleotide messenger RNA. The record is from RefSeq and is a predicted model, not a curated record. NCBI's taxonomy places the organism in Eukaryota, Metazoa, Chordata, Actinopteri, Pleuronectiformes, Paralichthyidae.
UCCAAACAGACACUGGGUCAUCAUUUCCAACAGCACCACCCAGGAAUGGUUGCCAUCAACACCCCCGGCACAUCCAUGGGUCAUGUGAUGGACAUGAUGUCACAGUGCCACCAGGCCCCUCCACUACAACACCACCAUCAUCCUCAUCAUCCACAGCUUCCAGCUCCAACCCUCCCCUAUCCACAGCGGUGCCACGGCCCUCCGCAGCAGCAGCAGCAGCACCUGCAGGGAAGCUCUCUCAGCCACCAGCUUCACCAUCCAGGGAACGCACCGCACACUCAGGCUCACCAGUCACCGCCUUCACACCUUCAUCAGCCAUCCCCGCCUGCACCUCCGCUGCCUGUUUCAGCACAGUUAUCACCAGUUGAACAGCAGAUGCACUCCUCGCACCCUUCCCAUUCCCAGCACGACAUGCAGGCAGGGGGUGGCUGCGGUGGUGGUGGGGCAAGAGAAGGAGGAUGCAGCAACCGUCGCCGGAGGACGGCGGAGCAGGACCCAGACGAGCGCAGGCAGAAGUUUCUGGAGCGCAAUCGGGCUGCAGCCACUCGCUGCCGACAGAAGAGGAAGCUUUGGGUGUCGUCGCUGGAGAAAAAAGCUGAGGAGCUGACGCACACAAACCUACAGCUACAGAAUGAGGUGACGUCGUUGAGGUCAGAGGUGGGUCAACUCAAGCAGAUUCUGCUCACCCACAAGGACUGUCCUGUCACUACCCGACAGAGAGAAUCACAGGGGUACCCCACUGCAGGAGGAAGUCCAACUCCUGUCAGCCCCGCAGCGCCUCAUGUGCUGGCCAUCCAACACAACAGCAUCUCCACCUCCUCAGCAGCUGCGGGCGACACAAGCCACGACCCCCAGCCCGGACACUAGCGCUCGUCAUAAAGAGGAGGGGGUACGAUUGGACUGAAAUAUGUUUCUGUCAUGAAAGUCUCACCCAACUGUGGAUCUUUUGACGUUGCAGAUGAAAUACUGAACUGGAUAGGUGAAUUUAUAAAUCCAUGUGAACACAGGGAUGUUUUUUCUGGUUUUCUGCUCCAGAAACACAUACUGAGAGAUUUCAUUUCCAUAACAUGUGCAACUAGAGUGGCACUCAGUCAAGCGCAUAUCUCCGCCAAGGCCAAACAGUCCCCUUACACGCAAUCAAGGCGCAUAUGCUUAUAGAAAUCAAACCCUUGAAAUGCCUGUUUUUUGUUUUCUAGGUUCAUGAACUAGAACUAGUUCAUGGGAUAUAAUCAGUGAAAAUAUCAAAGAAAGUGAUCAAAGAAUUGCUGGAUCCACACCAUAUUUUAAAGGUUAAUUCCCUGAACCAUAGCCCAUCCUUCCACCAAGUGUCUUGAUGAUCCGUCCAGCAAUUUUUGCAUAAUCUUACAUAGACCAACCAACCAAGCAACCGACUUAGGUGAAAGCAUAAUGUCCUUGGCAGAGGAAAAAAUGCCCUUUACUGAAAGCCUUGUUGAAAACUGUGAUGCUUCGUGGUGACUGCAUCCUGUGUUUGUUCAGAAAAUGCCUGUUUCUGUUCACAGCAAUCUGACUGCCUGCUGCCCACUGACUAUGCACACACACACACACACGCAGCAUCAUAUCAUAAAGCAUCAUUUCAGUCUUCUCUUGCUCUAAUCUUGCACUAAUUUAAAAAACAAAGCCAAUGUAUUAGUUUGUAUCUUUAACUGAGCAGCUGCAAGUGCACACCUUAUGCCUUUCUGUCAAAACUAUGUAUUUUUAUAUAUAUGACUAAGAAUAAAUGUUUAUUUUAAGAUGUCAAAUCAAACCCACAUCUGUCUUGGAAAGCCAUUUAAAACAUGAUUUAACGACUGCCUUGAGAUACUAAAUAACUCUGAACUACACUUCAUGUCUCAAGC